GUGAUGGGUGAAUGGAAUCGUCAACACAAGAGUUUCAACAUGUCUUCUUCAAGAAUGAAAAUGUCUGACGGAGAUUGGGUCUGUGCAGACGAAAGCUGCGCGAAUGUUAACUUCGCUCGAAGGACUUCAUGCAAUCGGUGUGGAAAGGCCAAAGUUAAAGCCAAAGUAGAUACYAUCAAGUUAAGUGGCAUGAGGGUUGGCAAACAAGGAGCCAAUAAAAGCGGUGGACUGUUCAGUGAAGAGGACUGGAUUUGCUCAAAGUGUGGAAAUGUGAACUGGGCUCGUAGAAAUCAGUGCAACAUGUGUAAUAAUCUCAAGUUUGCUAAAGUAGAAGCAAGAACAGGUUAUGGUGGUGGAUUCAAUGAAAGAGGAACYGUAGAGUAUAAAGAAAGAGUACCUUCUGAUGAUGAUGAUUAUGAUGAGUUUGGGCGUAGGAAGAAAAAGAAGGGUGCAAACCAACAAGAUGAAAAGAAAGAAGAAAAAGUUGUGGAAAUUGAAGACAAGGAAGAUGAAGAUGUUUCAAAAUAUGACUUGGAGGAAGAAGAGGAUGAUGAAGAUGUUGAUCUCUCCAAGUAUGCCCUUGAUGCAUCUGAUGAUGAUGAUGAUGAUGAGACCAACAUACCCAAGAAAAAGGGCCGGUCCAGAUCAAGGUCUUCCUCAAGAUCUAGAUCAUCACGCUCUCCAAAGAGAAGGCGUAGAACUUCUUCAUCAUCAAGUAGUUCAAGGUCUCGUUCAAGAUCCAGAUCCCGUUCUCGCUCAAGAUCAAGAUCAUAUUCAAGAUCACAUUCUAAAUCAAGUUCAUCAUCAUCAAGGUCUUCAUCACGAUCUAGAUCCAGGAGUAGGAGCAGGAGCCACAAGCGAGCUAGAUCUAGGUCAAGGUCUAGGUCACGGUCUCAUUCCAGGUCRCCUAAGAGUAGGAGGUUUGGAUUUGUAGAGAAUGGAUUUCAGCAUCUUACAUUUAUCAAUCUGAUUAAAAAAAUUUUUUUUUUAGUCACCAAACUUACAAUUUAUUUUGUAAUUUUUCAAAGCUUACAUCAGAAUGUUAAAAGUUUAACCUGUGAGUUUCAAAAAAUGAAUCAUAGCAUAGUUAUUAUUGAUCUGCAUGCUGAAUUUUUUGAUACUUCUGUUUGAAAAUUGUUGCAAUGUAUAGUAGUAUUUGUUUUGAGAAAAAAUCUGAAUGCUUUUUUAUAGAUACAUAUAUAUGAGCUACUAGUACUGGCCAUUAUAAAGCUGUUGAUACCAUUACUGCUAUUUCCAUAAACAUGCAAACUCGCUGUGAGUUGCAUGCUGAAAUUUGGUUUUUUCGCUGCCAUCAAUCAAAGCUAAUCAGUCAGUUCCUUUCAUAGUUUUGACUGUUGGCAGUGAAAAACCGAAUUUCAGUGUGCAGCUCACAGCUACAAAGUUUGCAUGUUUAUGAAGAUAGUAGUAAUAGCUACAGAUAAAAAAUAGCUUAGCUAUACUGGUAUUCAGGGUAUGAUCAUUAACAAUGUGGUUUUUUUCAACAGAAAGCACCCAAGAUCAAGAUAGAAUCCCACAUUUGUGUGAGGUCAAGUAAGUUGGGGUGUUGGUUGGAACUUUGCUUUCUGCUAAUACCAAGAUAAGGAGUAAUGUUUAACUUGACAAUAAACUAUUAAUCUUAGUGAUUAAUGAGAAUAAGAAGUUCCUAGCACCAAAUGGUUAUAUUACAAAAAAAACAUUUUACUUUCAUGAGCAGCAAAAGAUUUGAAAAUUAUUGUGAUAAAUAAGAAAAGUAGAAUGCAUUAUUAGUCAGUGUUGAAUAGUUAUUUAGUUGACAUCAACUAAAAUGAAUAAGUAUGUGCCAAACCAACAGCCAUGCAAAUCCAGGGGUUUACAUCACCAGUGAAUGUGUGAAGAGACACAUAAGACAUCAACUAAAAUUGUAAAUAGCUGAUAUGAUUUAGAUGAUUAAGAAAAUAAAUGCAAGAAUUGCUGGACGUUUCGAUGACAUCCUGUAAUCAUUUUCAAYGACAUUAUUUAAUGACAGAUCAAGCAUGAAUUACUGUACAUAUAUAUAAUAUGCYGCUGAACCCAUACUUAAUCAACUGGUUUAUAAAUUUCUUAUAUAAUCGGAAACAGCAAACUAUAUGUAACAAUCAUUUAACAGUUUGGAAAAACAUAAAUAGAGGGACAUUACAAGGAACAGUUAGUGGACCAUAUCUAUUCAGUAUUUUUAUUAAUGAUUUAGAGAUAUUUGAUUCCUCCGGUCCUGAUGAGGAAGUGUUACUCAAAUAUGUAGACAAAGUACUAUUGUAUCUCCUGUUUUCUGUGUUACUGGAAAUCUAACUAAAAAUUCAGUCAGUUAUGUUAAUUCUUUCAUGUUAUGGUCCUCAAAUAAUAGUAUGUCAUGCAAUCCUACUAAGUGCAAAGAAAUAAUUUUUACUAAGAAAGGAAUGGACCAAUUUAGUUUUCAGCCUAUUUCUAAUAUUCCUCAGUGUA
This is a messenger RNA of Actinia tenebrosa (Australian red waratah sea anemone), 2457 nucleotides long. Its product is annotated as zinc finger Ran-binding domain-containing protein 2. Gene Ontology annotation, molecular function: RNA binding; lipopolysaccharide binding. NCBI's taxonomy places the organism in Eukaryota, Metazoa, Cnidaria, Anthozoa, Actiniaria, Actiniidae. The record is from RefSeq and is a predicted model, not a curated record. Gene Ontology annotation, biological process: RNA processing.